AUCUCCACACUGGGCCACGGACUUCACUUCCGCCACUACCCCGAUACUUCCGGAAUCUGCGGGAACGGCCCGUUGCCAUGGCGGCUAUAUACACAGUUCUGCUGCAGCGAGUGCAGGGUUGCGGUCGCUGCUCCUGCAGAGGUCGCGCGGCUGGAGGGCCUCUGCCUCGGGAGCGAGUUCAGAUGCUGCCGCCGCUUAAAACUAUGAAGGAUCCAUAUGAGAGCGUCUGGUCUGGGCAGGAGCGCUGGCAGUAGUGACUGAAGAUGGACCCACAUGUGGAGAUUCAGCCAGCCACCCUCUGACCUCCAGCCAUGACCAUCACUACCAACCACCAUUUCUUGAGUACCUGUUCUGUGCUGGGCACUGUUCUGGACAUUGCGGGGGGAUUCAAAAGAGAUAAAGCACAGUUCUACCCCUCAAGCAACUUGUAAUUUAAUUUGGGAGCGGAAACCCAGUCAAAUGAUGCGGCGUAAGAAUGGUAACAAGCAUUAUUUCACUAGAAUGGGUACUAGGAAAAAAGUUCUUGCCUUUGUCCGUGUCAAACCCACCGAUGACUUUGCUCACGAAAUGAUCAAAUACGGAGACGACAACAAAAGCAUUGAUAUUCACUUAAAAAAAGAUAUUCGGAGAGGAGUUGUCAAUAACCAGCAGACAGACUGGUCAUUCAAGCUGGAUGGAGUUCUUCACAAUGCCUCCCAGGACUUGGUUUAUGAGACGGUCGCAAAGAAUGUGGUUUCUCAGGCCCUCGACGGAUAUAAUGGUACCAUCAUGUGUUACGGGCAGACAGGAGCCGGCAAGACAUAUACCAUGACAGGGGCAACUGAGAAUUACAAGCACCGGGGGAUCCUUCCUCGUGCCUUACAGCAGGUUUUUAGGAUGAUCGAAGAACGCCCCACACACGCCAUCACUGUGCGUGUUUCCUACCUGGAAAUCUACAAUGAGAGUCUGUUUGAUCUCCUGUCCACUCUGCCCUAUGUCGGACCAUCAGUCACACCAAUGACCAUCGUGGAAAACCCUCAAGGGGUCUUUGUAAAGGGCUUGUCAGUCCACCUUACAAGUCAAGAGGAGGAUGCAUUCAGCCUCCUUUUUGAGGGAGAAGCCAAUAGGAUUAUAGCCUCCCACACGAUGAACAAAAACUCGUCCAGGUCACACUGCAUUUUCACCAUCUAUGUGGAGGCUCAUUCGCGGACCUUAUCAGAUGGAAAGUACAUCACUUCCAAAAUUAACUUGGUGGAUCUGGCGGGUUCGGAAAGGCUGGGGAAGUCUGGGUCUGAGGGACGAGUCCUGAAGGAAGCCACGUACAUCAACAAGUCGCUGUCAUUCCUGGAGCAGGCCAUCAUUGCCCUUGGGGACCAGAAGCGGGACCACAUCCCCUUCCGGCAGUGCAAGCUCACCCAUGCCCUCAAGGACUCGUUAGGGGGAAAUUGCAAUAUGGUCCUCUUGACAAACAUCUAUGGAGAAGCCGCCCAGUUAGAAGAGACGCUGUCUUCACUGCGGUUCGCCAGCAGGAUGAAGCUGGUCACCACUGAGCCUGCCAUCAAUGAAAAGUAUGAUGCUGAGCGAAUGGUCAAGAACCUGGAGAAGGAGCUGGCACUGCUCAAGCAGGAGCUGGCCAUCCACGACAGCCUGGCCAACCGCACCCUUGUGAACUACGAUCCCAUGGAUGAAAUCCAGAUUGCUGAGAUCAACUCCCAGGUGCGGAGGUACCUAGAGGGGACGCUGGACGAGAUCGAUAUAAUCAACCUCAGACAGAUCCAAGAAGUGUUCAACCAGUUCCGGGUGGUUCUGAGCCAACAGGAACAGGAAGUAGAAUCUGCUUUGCGCAGGAAGUAUACCCUCAUAGACAAGAAUGACUUUGCAGCCAUUUCUGCGGUCCAGAAGGCAGGGAUUGUGGAUGUUGAAGGACACCUAGUAGGUGAGCCUGAUGGACAAGGCUUUGGACUCGGGGUCACCCCUUUCUCUGCCAAACCUGGGAAGAAAUCCAAGUCCAAGAAGACAUUCAGAGAGCAGCUCAGCUCCUUAGCAAGAAAGGAAGGUGCCAGCAGCCCUGUGAGUGGCAAAGAGUUGGAUGUCUCUAUGUCCAAGACCCAGAUGACCCCAUCCUCCAAGGAGGGGGAUGUCAAAGACAUGAUUAUGCGGGAGCGGGAGACCUCCAGCAUUGAGCCCCUUCCUUCGGAUUCCCCAAAAGAGGAAUUACGCCCACCCAGGCCCAGUACCCCACCCCCCAAACCUGUGGCCUUUGAGGACUUUAAGAACGAGCGAGGCAGUGAGAUCAACCGCAUCUUCAAAGAGAACAAAUCCAUCUUGAACGAGCGGAGGAAAAGGGCCAGCGAGACUACACAGCGUAUCAAUGCCAUCAAGCGGGAGAUGGACGUGACCAAGGAGGCACUAAAUUUUCAGAAGUCACUCCGGGAGAAGCAAGGUGAGUAUGAAAACAAGGGGCUGAUGAUCAUCGAUGAGGAGGAAUUCCUGCUGAUCCUGAAGCUCAAAGACCUCAAGAAGCAGUACCGUGCUGAGUAUCAGGACCUGCGUGACCUCAGGGCAGAGAUCCAGUACUGCCAGCACCUGGUGGAUCAGUGUCGUCACCGCCUGCUCACAGAAUUUGACAUCUGGUACAACGAGUCCUUCUUCAUCCCUGAGGACCUACAAAUGGCACUGAAGCCAGGUGGCAACAUCCGGCCGGGCAUGGUGCCUGUCAGUAGGCUCAUGUCUCUGGGAGAAGAUGACCAGGACAAGUUCAGCCAGUUGCAGCACAUGCUGCUGCCCGAGGGCCCUGACUCCAUCUCCUUCUACAACGCCAAAGCCAAGACAGAACAGAAGCACAAUUACUUGAAAACCAUGAUGGGCCUCCAGCAGGCACACAGGAAAUAGGGAUUUGUCGCCAGUGCCUUCAAGGACAAGACCCCCAGUAACUCCUGCCGCUCUAGCAUGGGGGCUGCCAAACCACUUGCUUAGAGCUCCGGAUGGCCCGCGCCAAGGCUGGAGCCCAGCCCAGGGAACUCGCAAUGGCCUCCCUCCCAACAGGAACAUCCUUCACAGGACACGCAUCUUCAUACCACACUUUGCGUUUCAAUUCACUGUUGUAUACGCAAGAAUGGGAUAAAAUAACUUUCCAGUUUGGAUGUUCGGUGCUCACUCAA
Hyaena hyaena (striped hyena) is the source of this 3140-nucleotide messenger RNA. RefSeq names its product kinesin family member 9 (gene KIF9). Gene Ontology annotation, biological process: microtubule-based movement. The record is from RefSeq and is a predicted model, not a curated record. Gene Ontology annotation, molecular function: microtubule motor activity; microtubule binding; ATP binding. The coding region runs from base 460 to 2871 and encodes 803 amino acids. NCBI's taxonomy places the organism in Eukaryota, Metazoa, Chordata, Mammalia, Carnivora, Hyaenidae. The transcript has 23 exons.